Anguilla rostrata (American eel) is the source of this 1955-nucleotide messenger RNA. Its product is annotated as carotenoid-cleaving dioxygenase, mitochondrial-like. NCBI's taxonomy places the organism in Eukaryota, Metazoa, Chordata, Actinopteri, Anguilliformes, Anguillidae. The coding region runs from base 1 to 1173 and encodes 390 amino acids. Gene Ontology annotation, molecular function: carotenoid dioxygenase activity; beta-carotene 15,15'-dioxygenase activity. Gene Ontology annotation, biological process: retinal metabolic process; carotene catabolic process. The transcript has 7 exons. The record is from RefSeq and is a predicted model, not a curated record. Gene Ontology annotation, cellular component: mitochondrion.
AUGGCUGCACUGUUUGCUCUGCUGGUUCUGGUCGUCUUGUUGCUGCGGAGGCCAUCUUGUUUCUCUCUCUCAGCAGGAGCGGUAAGCAGCCUGGGCUCUGGGGAGGAGCAGCACAGCAGAAGCGGUUUGGGCCUGCUGUGUAUCGCCCCUCCGGUGCGGUCGGUGGAGGAAACACCAGAGCCCAUUGAAACCACCGUCCGCGGGAACAUCCCAGCCUGGAUCAAUGGCAAUCUACUGCGCAAUGGCCCGGGCAAGUUUGAGGAGCAAGGAGAGUGUGCCUGUGGGGAAGGCAGGCCAUCCGCGACGCCAGAGGGCGCUAAAGUGCUGUGUUCCAUCCCUUCAGUGGACAGGGCUAGACCCUCUUACUACCACAGCUUUGCAAUGUCGCAGAAUUACGUGGUGUUCAUAGAACAGCCCCUGAAGAUGGACCUGUUGAAGAUUGUCACCUCCAAACUGCGUGGAAAGCCUAUAAAUGAUGGAAUCUACUGGGACCCCAAUUUGGAGACGGUGUUCCAUAUGAUCAGCAAGCACACUGGGAAGGUCUCAUUGGCUCUGUCCUGUCACCCCAACUCCAGAAUCACCUUACAGACAGAGGAAAGCUUGUCUCUGGUCGGCCAAAGAGCCACAUCAUUUUAUCAGCGGGGGUGGCAAGCUAAGCUUGUGGAUGGAUCCAGGCCAGUCUCUGCGAAGUACUACGUCAAGGCAAUGGCCGACUUCCAUCAGAUCAACGCCUUUGAGCAGGACGACUUCCUGCUGCUGGACCUGCUCGGCAGUGAUGAUGGGGAAGCUGUCAACGAUUACCUGAUUCAGAACAUCUUGCAAAUACGGAGAGUUCUUGGACCAGGUAAAGCACAAACGCACAACCACAUACAUGACGUCAAUGCAUAUCCUCUAUUCUCUUUGUGUGAGGGUGCCGAUGGGUUUCCUCAGAAUUUUAUGUUAACAACGAUCCGUUCUGUGAUUCAGGUGUGGCAUCACCCUGGGCUUUUCCCGUCUGAGCCAAUCUUUGUUCCAUCACCUGACGCCAUGGAGGAAGACAACGGAGUCAUUCUGUCUGUGGUCAUCACUCCCACACAGGAAAAGAGUACCUUCCUUUUGGUCCUGGAUGCCAAAACGUUUGAAGAGCUUAGCAGAGCUGAGGUGCCUAUAAACAUACCUUAUGGUUUCCACUGAGAGUUCAAUAGCAACUAAUAGUACCCUUGCUUUUAUAUCGCAACUAGUCCCAUUUUAAUAAUCGUUUUAAUUUAGGAAUAAUUGACUGCAUAUCACUAAUUAUACUGUUGGGCUGAAGGAAGAGAGCAAGGUAAGAGAGGAAGAGGAGGAGAGGGAUAAACCAGUAUAGGCCGAAGCAAGGAUCAACCAGACCUGCAGAGCUUUAAGGUUCAGCUCUGUCAAAAGACCCUUUUUAUGUUAAGAGUAUAUACAGGUGCAUUUCAGAAUAUGACAUAUUCUGAAACAUAUCACAUUUAAUCAUGUCUGAUUAAACAUUUUUUGAAAAUGCCUGAUUUAAACAAGCGCAAAUCCACAAUAGCUGCGACCGCAUCCAUAUGUGCAUGCAUCCACUCACACACCCGCGCACAAACACGUGACCUCUUCUUUGGCUCAUGACCAAACUUUCCACAAAAUCUUGUGCAAAUCUGUGAAUCCAUUCGGGAGUUAUGCACCUUUUUGUGAUAGGCCACGCCCCCUCUUGGUCAAUCGGCCUGAAAGUUACUCAGCUCUACCUUCGGUCAUGGCCAACCUCCAUGCUAAAUUUCAGCCUCCUGGGGUGAAAAUUGUGGCCGCUACCGGGUAGGACACUUUUGUGGACCAACUGACCGACUGACAGACAGAGCUAUAGAGCUGCGGUCGCAGCUAAAAAGUAUCAUGUGCCUUAUUGGAAUGAAUUCUUCUGACACGUUUGCAUUAUUCCGAAUGUAACCCUUUUACAAAUUUUAAAUGUUUUAAAUUGGUUU